Messenger RNA from Fopius arisanus, 2274 nucleotides. RefSeq names its product neuroglobin. Gene Ontology annotation, biological process: oxygen transport; response to hypoxia. NCBI's taxonomy places the organism in Eukaryota, Metazoa, Arthropoda, Insecta, Hymenoptera, Braconidae. Gene Ontology annotation, molecular function: heme binding; oxygen binding; oxygen carrier activity. The record is from RefSeq and is a predicted model, not a curated record.
GGCUGUAGUCAACAUCAUCACCGGGAAGUUGCAAAUAAUUGUGUACAAGUGAUAGAAAAACCGAUAAAACCAGACUAAAAUAGCGAUAUCAAUCGAUUAUGCCGAUCUGGUGAUACCAAUUGCUCCCUGGAUGUUGGUGGAUCCUCUGAAUGACAAUCAUCCAAGUGGAUUAGCAUCACACUGUCAUGGAGGUGGAGCAUUCCGCCGACAUGUAACUCUCCACCAUCCAACGAUUAUCCAACCGGACAUCCGUUGAGGACUGGGUCAAGGCCCCAGAAUAAUGAAAGAUUCACAUCUGAGCAGUUACCGAGGCACACGCCUCGACUCAUCCAACAAUUGCAUCAAUCAACUGGUGAUUGACAGCCACCUGUGACCAUCCAUAAGUAUUGGCUACGACUUGUUCAUACAGAGGCCCUCGAAGUGCACGUGAAAAUCGGUAGAAGAACGACGUGGUCAAGGCGGAAGAGGAAGAGACGGAAAAAAUACCCGGGGGUUUCAUUUAUUUAUAUAUUAUUUACAAAUCCAAGUGUCAGUGCUGAAGAAAAAUUGAUCCGUUGGGGGGGGGUGUGUGAGAUGAUGCGAUGGUACAGUGAAGGUGAUUGGAAAUUUCUGGAGAGCUGACUCGGGGUACACUUUGUUCUCUUUUAUUUGUCAUUCAUUUAAUCUACCCUUUGCACGAGCAAUUUAUCCCUCUGGCUCUGUCAAAAGUGGAAAGUGGACGGAAGAAAAUCACGUGGGGCUAGACGACUUUAUAAAUAAUUCCAGUCUCCCUUUGUUUUGCCCUCUGUCACUUCUCAUUCUUCCUUUCGUACCAUUUUUAUUUAUUUAUAUUGUUCUUCGUCUGGUCCCUCUGACCAAUGGCUAAUAUCUCCCAGGGGUGACGGAUGUUUAUCCACAAGUGGAUAGAGUAGACUGGAAUUUAGGAGUGAGGGAUUCAAGUUGGUGAGAGGUACUGACAUCCUGGAAUAGGAGAAUGGAGAUUGUGCGGAGGUUUUGUUGAUGACUGGUGGGAUUGGUUAAUUUGUUUAUAAAUUGUGGUGUGUGGUGAGGGUUUGAUCGUGAUGGGGUGCAAACUGACUAAACUCGUGUCGUCGGGAUCCCAGAAUCCGAGUGGACGGGAGAGUCCACCACCUCCACCGGCUACGGAUUCACGGCUACCACUUACUGCCAAGCAGAAGUACACUGUCACGUCUAGUUGGAAAGCUGUUGCCAGAGCUCUAGAACCCACUGGUAUUUACAUGUUCGUCAAGCUCUUUGAGGAGAAUGCCGAGCUGCUCAAUUUAUUCACCAAAUUUCGGGAGCUGAAGACUAAGGAAGAGCAAACUAAUAGCACAGCACUGGCUGAGCAUGCGGUUAAGGUCAUGCAGACACUGGAUGAGGGCAUCAAAGGGCUCGAUAAUAUGGAUGAAUUUUUCGAUUAUCUGCAUCAAGUCGGGGCCUCUCAUACCAAAAUUCCGGGCUUCAACAGAUCGCUUUUUUGGAUCAACAUCAAUGUUGAAGAGAAAGAACGAGGGAUGGAGCCAAAAGAAAGGGUCUUACAUUCCCUGAAUCAAGAUCCAUGAUCUCCAGUGAUUCCCAGUGAUCUCCAAUGAUCCCCAAUGAUCUCCAACGAUCUCCAACAACUCCAUAAAAAUCAAGGAGACAAGUCCAAUGACUCGGAGCAGUUCAACUCCUCCGUAAGCUAAAACUCAAGACAAUUUCUCUAAAAGAAAAAUAAAAAACUGACAAACUCAUAGUCAAUUUCACUUAAUCGUUCUCCAUCUUGACACUCACCAGUUUAACGGCUGAAGAAAUCGUCCUCGUGAUUCCUAAAUAAAACCGAGAUGAACCCUAACCAGAUAUGUGUUACUAGAAUUUAAUUAAGAGACAAUGACUGUGUGCGUGUUAUCAAUAACUUAAUAUCACGAAGAAAAGCCUCCGCUGGACUCAUAAUUCGUAAUUAAUGUGAAGACAAGUGGAAGUCGAGAUAAGAAUGGGAGGAAAAAAUAUGUGAAAGAUUUAUGAAAAUGAGAGAUUUAGGUGAAGUAAAGAAAGAAAAAAAAAACAUACGCGAGUCAACUCUCGCCAACCACGAUGUCAAUUUCUCAUGAGGUCUUUAAACUAGAACCACCCCUCAUUUUUUCACCUAUCCUCACCCUCUCCUCUACGCCCCUCAUUCAUCAAAUUUUUUUUCUCUCCCCUCUAGCCUGAUAUUCAACGCCUGAAAAUGUCCCAAUUUCCAUAGAUCCUCAUAUUUUCUGUUCAUUUUAAUAUUUAUUGGAAAAGGGGAUUGAA